GCCUCUACGAUUCUUGCCCGUCUCCCAUAUCGACUGCCGAGGUCGCGUUCCCUCUCCUCCUCGCUGUCUCGCUCUCUUCUUCCUUUCUUCUGCUUCUCCUUCUUCUUUCCUCUCUCUAUUGCUGGAGCGGCAGAGACCGCGGACGACGAAGAAGCGGCGGAGGCGUCAGGGAGAAGGGGGAGGAGGAGGAGGAGGAGGAGGAGGAGGAGCGGAAGAAGCCAUUGGGAACUAUGCGAUCGGAUGAGGAGAGCGAGGAGGAGGAUUCUGACGCGCCGACGAGAAGGAGAACCGCCGCCGCCACCGCCACCAUCACAAUCGCUGGCCGCGGCAGCGGCCGUUGAUGGCGUUGCAGAUGACCUGGCAUCCAAGGUGCCGCAGGGGCGGCCCCCCUCUCGGCCUUAAGAACCUCGGUAACUCAUGCUACCUCAACAGCGUCCUCCAGUGCCUCACGUACACCCCUCCCCUCGCCCAGUUCUGCCUCUCCUCUCGUCACUCCUCACUCUGCAAGUCGCUCUUCGCGAACCGGGACAAGGAGUGCCCCUUCUGCAUCCUCGAGCGGCAGAUCGCUCGAUCCCUCAGCCUCGACGGGCCGCUUGAAGCCCCGUCCAAGAUUCAUAAGUCCCUUGCCCUCUUCGCCGAGCACUUCCGGUGGGGCCGCCAGGAAGACGCCCACGAGUUCCUCCGCUACGUAAUCGACGCCUGCCAUAACGCCUGCCUCAAGAUCCACAAGCGAAACGGCGGCGGAGGGACUCCGGAUGGUAACCCAAAGGCGGAGGGCCGCUCAGGGCCCAGCACCGUGAUGAAGGAGAUCUUCGGAGGGGCCCUCCUUAGCCAGGUGAAGUGCCUCGCGUGCAAGGGGGAGUCAAAUAAGUCGGACGAGAUCAUGGACAUCUGCCUUGAUCUCUUCCAGAGCAGCUCCUUGAAGGAUGCCCUAGCUCGAUUCUUUCAUCCUGAAGUAUUGGACGGCAACAAUAAGUACAACUGCGGCAAUUGUAAGAAACUCUCUGUUGCCAGAAAGCAGAUGUUUAUACUUCGAGCACCAAAUGUGCUUGUCGUGCAGCUCAAGAGAUUUGAAGGCAUACAUGGUGGGAAGAUCAACCGGAACAUUGAAUUUGAUGAAGCUUUGGGGCUUUCAGAGUUCAUGUUCAAUAUGAGUCAGGAUCCUGAGCCAGAGUAUAAUCUUUUUGGCAGUAUUGUGCAUUCAGGAUUUUCACCAGAGUCUGGACAUUAUUAUGCAUACAUCAAGGAUGCUUCUGGUCGUUGGUACUGUUGUAAUGAUGCUCAAGUUUCACUUUCAAGCAGACAAGAGGUUUUGUCAGAGAAGGUUUAUAUCCUUUUCUAUGUACGCAGCAACGGAAGCCCAAAGCCAAGCAAAAUUGUUUCUUCUUGCAACGCAUAUAAACCUUCAGUGACAAAUGGAAACGAUACAUCAAGCUUAAAAUGUACUGAAACACUGAAACCAACAAUCAUCAAGUCAGAUGGCGUGUCUUCUAAGAAUACUGCUUCGACCAUGCUGAAGAAUGGUAAAACAUUUUCAUCUCCACAAUUUAAGCCCAUUAAUCUGAAGAACUUGGAGAUAAAGCAGGCUAUUUCAAAUGGUAAUGGCAACCUUGAUCUUCAGAAUAAAGGGUCUAUUGAGAAGGGUACGGUUGCACUUGAAUGUGGUUUUGUGGGUGAAACUAAGAUAGUACAAAAAGUCAAGACAUCAAUGGCAUCUAAUCUCAGUUCUGCCAAUGUAAAUUUUUCUUCUGAUACGGUGGAGAAAAAUAAUAAGCAGACAUUAUUUUUACCAAAUGUAAAUGCAUGUACAAAAGAAUUGGAUAUGGAUGCUCAUGUGGAGGACAUUGAAGGUGCAGCAACUCUGAAUAGAGGUUUUGAUAAUGGCAGUUCAUCGAAAUUGGAGACUAAUAAGCAUCAUGCUAUUGUAUCGACUUUUAACACAGAGUUAUCUAAUACUAAAACAACUGAAAAUUUAGCAAGUGAUUUGCCGAGGGGAAAUGGUUCACACAAGAAUCAGAGAGCAUGUGGUAAAAGGCAUUACCAAGAGGAAAUUGAGAAGUUCAAAGAAGUACUUGCUGGAGAAGCCUCUUCUGAACUGCACUCUUGUGGCUGGGUUGAUCAGGUUCAAAAUUUCAUGCGUGCUAGAAAGAGAUUAUGCAUUCAAGAAUCAGGCACCUCUUCUGAUAAUAGUCUAAUAAGGAGACACUUGAUCAAUGAUGCCAGAAAGACCUUCAUCUCACAAAUUCCUGAGUCUCUAAAGGAGCACCUCAUUGAGCACCUCAGAUUUUUCAGUCAAGAAACACCUUUAUUGGAUUCUUGAAUUUCAGAUGAUGUCCUUUAUGUUGCGACUGGAUGAUGCAUGGAUAUACUAUUGACUAUUCCAAAUUUGAAGGGCAUAAUUUCCUUCUCUGCAAAAUUCUUUUGGUAUGUGGAGAAUGUUGAAGACCUUUUUUGCAUCAAGCUCCAUGGGUUUCAGGAGAUUUAUCACUUGAAGCUUCUACUUCAGUUCAUGUGUAUCUGAGAAUAUUAUUGAUUUCAUUGGCACUUCCCCUAUCAGUGAGAUUCACAAUUUUGAGGUUAAAAGUUUUGCGGAGUAACUUCCUAUGUAACAUAUCUUUUUUGAUAUUGUCGCUGAUGAUCAAUUUCCCAAGGCUUAUCCUUUUUUCAUUCUUCCAAUAUGUUGUGCAACUGAAUCUCGAAGACGAUUGCAGUCAGGAGCUACAUGAAGUGAGUUUCGGUUCUUCUUUUUUAAAACUCUUGUUGUCCUUGUAGCUUUCUUUCCAUAUUUCAUGAAGUUAAGUUGAUGUAUAUAUACCUUGCCAGAAGUAUUUCUUUCCAAAGAUUUUGCUUUGGCAUUUAACUUAAGCUGGAUUUUUACUGCA
Musa acuminata AAA Group (dessert banana) is the source of this 2882-nucleotide messenger RNA. Its product is annotated as ubiquitin carboxyl-terminal hydrolase 25-like. Lineage: Eukaryota; Viridiplantae; Streptophyta; Magnoliopsida; Zingiberales; Musaceae. The transcript has 9 exons. Gene Ontology annotation, biological process: protein deubiquitination. Gene Ontology annotation, cellular component: cytosol; nucleus. Gene Ontology annotation, molecular function: cysteine-type deubiquitinase activity. The coding region runs from base 341 to 2320 and encodes 659 amino acids. The record is from RefSeq and is a predicted model, not a curated record.